AUGACUUCGCAUGCAAGCCAAGCUCAGAAUAAAUCACCAAAAAUCCCAACAACUGAGAGUGACGUACGUGCCCCUCCAACGACUAGCCCCACCGCGUCUGGCAGCAAUUCCCGUGACGAUUUCGCCUUCAGCGGGCUCUUUCCUGGUAAAACCUAUGUGAUCUUGGAGAAGAUAUCCAGCAGAGCCAUCACGUCGACGGGCGAUGGACUUUGCCUAGAAGACAUCGAGGAUGAUUCUGACGAGUGGAACCAAAACAACCGAUGGCUCUGUGUUGAAAGCAAUGGUUACCUUGCUUUGCAAGAUGUCAAAUCUGGCAAAUACAUGGGCCAUGACGGCAAGCAAAACGUAUGUGCCCAGGCCACUAAAUUGGGUGGGUGGGAGUGCAUAACGACAAGAGACCAUCCUAAUGGAGGAUAUCAGCUGCUGUCGCCGCACUGGCUCCAAUCACUAAUGGCGAUUGUUGUCGCAGAGGACGGGAAAAGUCUUGUUAGGCGGCAGCAUGGGACAACCCUUUGGAGGUUUGUAAAAGUCUCUGACUGA
This is a messenger RNA of Truncatella angustata, 540 nucleotides long. RefSeq lists its product as uncharacterized. Lineage: Eukaryota; Fungi; Ascomycota; Sordariomycetes; Amphisphaeriales; Sporocadaceae. The transcript has a single exon. The record is from RefSeq and is a predicted model, not a curated record. Bases 1 to 540 code for a protein of 179 amino acids.